Molecule: messenger RNA, 813 nt
Organism: Bactrocera tryoni
Lineage: Eukaryota; Metazoa; Arthropoda; Insecta; Diptera; Tephritidae
Exons: 2
Coding region: 1-813 (270 amino acids)
Source: RefSeq, a predicted model, not a curated record
AUGGGUGAUGUUGUUGCGAAUAGUACGCUCAGUAGGCCAAUUUUGUUGAUCAAACUCUUACUCGUCGCAUUCGCACUAAUUGCCAGCGCAGCCGCCGAUGUCAGCCAUUUGAACCGCGAGUACUUGCCACCUGUACAACCUGGCCAUCAUGGCGGUAGUGGCAGUUCUCACUACAGCGCUGUUGGUGGUUCUGCCGGUUUUGGUUCAAGCGGCAGUUCCCACUUCGGUGCUAUUGGUGGCAGCGCCAGCGUCGGUUCAAGCUCUGGUCCCAGCGCCGGUUCAGUGUCAUACAGCAGUCAGCAACACAGUCACGAUUACGGACAUGGACAACAAUCGCAAGAGGUGCACGUCAGUUAUGACAGCGCACCAGUAGCACCAGCCCCAGAGCCAGAGCAAGAGCCAGAACCCGUAGCUGCUGCACCAGUCGAAGAUGACGGCGCCGUCUCUUAUGGCUCAUACGGUCAGGAUGAAGUGCAGCAACAAUAUGAAGGUGCUGCCGAGGUAGAACAGCAACAGGUGGAUGCUGGUGUUAGUGCUGCCAACGAUGACGCUGGUGCCGCCCAUGGUGGUGUACAAUAUUUCGACCACAACACCCUGUUGACCGACAGUUAUGGCAACAAUGUGGGCGCUCACGAAUCUCAUGUGAGUUUGGCGGCAGCACAAGGUCCCGCUAUUCGCUCGCCACAACCUGCAUCGUUCGCACCCUCCGUUUCUUAUGAUGCGGUGCAACAGUAUGUGAGUGCUGGUGCCGGUGCCGGCGCUUCGUCUGGCGUGGAGACACAGUAUGGCUCCAAUGGUGGUUAUAUCUAUUAA